Molecule: messenger RNA, 1494 nt
Organism: Schistosoma intercalatum
Lineage: Eukaryota; Metazoa; Platyhelminthes; Trematoda; Strigeidida; Schistosomatidae
Source: the annotation of a GenBank genome assembly
AUGAGUUUAAAUACAAAAUCAUCCAGCAGAAUCAAUGGAUGGUCGUUGCCAAUUCAUCCUUUACAAUGUCUAUCCUGGUUCGCUACUGCUCUGUUCUCGAUAAUCUACUUUGGAAUACUUGUCCCAUCUAUCGUCAUUCGAGCCAGAAUUCCUCUUUUUGUUAUCAAUGCCGUGUGUAUUGCUGCUUAUAUUGUUCUUAAUAUAAUUGCGGUGAGUAUUAAUCCAGCUGAUACAGCUGUCAGAGAAAAACAAAAAUCGCGUGGAAAUAAAGUUUCCUCUUUGGAUCCUAAACAUGUACAUGUGAUUGAGAACUUUUAUUGUAAUUUGUGUGAGCUGCCAAUCUCAAGUUCCCGAACAAAACACUGCAAAAGUUGCAACAAAUGUAUCGCUGAUUUUGAUCAUCAUUGUAAAUGGCUUAAUAAUUGUAUAGGUAGUCGCAAUUAUACAUAUUUUGCUGGGAUAAUCACAAUGGCUUGUCUGUCACUUAGUAUAUCCACGAGUCUUUCUCUGUCCUUGGCUGUCGCAUAUUAUUCAGAUCGUCCAUAUGGAUAUUGGAUACAAGCAUAUCAGGAUUACUGGCAAACAUUCACCAAUGGGACCAUUGAACAUCUAGAUUAUUUAAUAAACAAUGAUGGAGUUUUCCGCAUAUUCGGUUUAAAUUCAUCUGGAUUGGUUUUCUUUAUAAUCGCUAUUGUUGGAUGUUUAUUUACUUUUUGCAUUGAUGCCUUUUUGGUACAUCUAAUCAUCUUUCAUAUAUACUUGUAUAUAAAAGGUAUGACAACAUAUGAAUUUAUAGUUUUACAACGUCAAAAAUCUAAUCCAUCUACUGAAAAUCAAACAUCUAAUAAUGUGGAUCAAAGUAAAAAGAAAAAUCUAUUCUGUAGUAUUGAAUAUAUUGAUUUAUGUGAAAAAGAAAAUAUUGCUGAAAUGUCAUCACAGAGUCAAUCAAAUGGACCAUUUACUACAAGUAGUAAAGUUGUUUUAUCUUUACCAUCCACUGGUAAAUCAUCCGAUCAACCAAUUGUAACAGGUGAUUUAGCCAAUAAUAGCAGUAGUAUUUGCUCAGAUAGACCACAAACUAUCUCUAAUAGUAAAAUAUUUCCUGAUGGAAAAGAAUGUCUGCCUUCAAUUUCAACGUCUAAUUUCAUAUCAGAAAGUACACAACGAGAUAAUCCGGUAUAUUUAUCGUCCCUAGGCAAAAAUUCUGAUUUACCUCUUGAUGUAAAUAAACGUGAUCUAACACGGGUAGAUAGUGAUGUUUCACAAGAUUUGAGUUAUUAUAACACUAGUGGUGAUGAGAUUUCCAGCACAAGAGCAAUUACAGACAAAAUUGAGUUGAAGUCAAUCAGCCCAAGUGAUGAACUUGUUUCAUCUGAACGAAUCACCGACUCUACUAUUACACAAUCUAAUAGUACAGAAUCUACAAAUACACUUACAAAAGAGGAUGAUAGUUCAGUGAUACCUAAGGUACCUCCAGUAUUACGAAAAACAUAG